Dreissena polymorpha is the source of this 2640-nucleotide messenger RNA. RefSeq lists its product as uncharacterized. The coding region runs from base 1 to 2640 and encodes 879 amino acids. The transcript has 16 exons. NCBI's taxonomy places the organism in Eukaryota, Metazoa, Mollusca, Bivalvia, Myida, Dreissenidae. The record is from RefSeq and is a predicted model, not a curated record.
AUGCAAAAGAUACCGUUGCAAACGAUUGAGGCGGACGAGAAAAAGCAAAAAGUGUUUGCCUUACAUUCUACCAUAUCCCCUGCAGAUAAGUUGGGCAUUGUGACUGAUCAUUUUGGCAAAGGUGUCCAAGAAAUUAACACUGAGACAAAGAUCGCGAGCGGCAAGUCUGUGGACACCGAGACAAAGAUCGCGAGCGGCAAGUCUGUGGACACCGAGACAAAGAUCGCGAGCGGCAAGUCUGUGGACAUCGAGACAAAGAUCGCGAGCGGCAAGUCUGUGGACACCGAGACAAAGAUCGCGAGCGGCAAGUCUGUGGACACCGAGACAAAGAUCGCGCGCGGAAAGUCUGUGGACACCGAGACAAAGAUCGCGAGCGGCAAGUCUGUGGACACCGAGACAAAGAUCGCGAGCGGCAAGUCUGUGGACACGGAGACAAAGAUCGCGAGCGGCAAGUCUGUGGACGCCGAGGAAAAGAUCGCGAGCGGCAUGUCUGUACCAACCUCGCAUAGACCUAGAGAAGUGCAAACUGCUCGCAUAUUAGAGCACGGAACUUCAACAUGCCCAGCCGUUAUUACCAAAGCCUCAAUCCACGACACUCAAGCCCGAACGGAUACAACGGCUGCACACAGGAGAUCUUCAAGCUCGCAAACACAAAAUUAUACACCCCAGGAUUGGUGUAAGGAGGCCUACGCAAGUUUAAAGAACAAUGAAGGCUUUACUUUCGAUCAAGGCUUUAUGUAUGACAACUUACAAGAGAAGGACGUUAUGGAGCUGACCAACUGUGCCACAAUUAAUUCGAUAGAUAUUGCUGGGUUUAAGACAUAUGGGAUUCCUGGAGUGGAAACUGCGGAUCUUUACCUACUGAUUAGUCAUCUUCUGUGUGGCAACAACAAUUUGAAGGGCACUCUUCAAUUAGCUGCUGCACGAUAUGGAAUACAGCAUUUUGAUACAUAUCUUAAAGCGCUGUUGAAAGAAUUUAAUCAGUCCAAAACUCCUUUGAUUGAGGCCCGUAUAUUCUUCGAAUUGCACGGCAUAUAUUUUAACGAUUUCACAUCUCCGUUAACUGAGGAAAGUGUAUGUAUGGCGCUUGACAAUUUAUUACAUCAACUAGCAGUUACUGGAAGUACAGGCCCGUUUCACGCAGCAUUACUGGGUUGCGUUUUGCACUGUAACCUGACCCAACACUUCGAGAACAAUCAAUACCAUGAUCGAGACGUACGGACAACAGCAGGCUUCAAAUUGGCUUUGGAAUCCAGCCAGUCAUGUUCACGAGAACUGCAUAUUGUUUGGAUGAAGUCAGCUAACUAUCCGCACAGAUAUUGUGUUAUACCUGCGUUUACAAGUGAUGGCACAAACAUUGCAAAAGAAACCCACAUUCCAUACAAACACAAUGAAGGCAUGGUCAAGACUCUGAUAGAAAACAUAAAAGAACAGGAACCUUACAAGUGGAUAAGCUGCUUUGAAGUUUUUGAACAAUCUAAAAAAGAUAUGUUUGACGACCUAAAAGGAAUGGAAUUUAUUAAACCGGAUCGAAUAAUUAGAACGAUCAAUGUCCCUGGAUAUAAGGCAUAUACAAAACCCAGAGGAGGAAACACAUCCGUGUACGAAUGGUUGAGCCUCAUGCUGUGCGGAGACCAAUCUCUUAUGUACAUCUUAAGACUAGCAGCAGCAAGAUAUGCCAUUAAUCACUUUGAAACAUAUGUAGAUAAGCUAAACGAUAAAUUCAAUGGCGAUUUUUAUGCGGCUAAAACCUUCUUCAAGUCACAUGAAAUAGGUUUUGCAGAGAAGGAAAGAAACGUUAAAGGAUGUGUGUCCGUUGCAUUUCGCAACUUAGUGAACGAAACAGUGAACGCGAACAAAGGGAAUGCGCCGUUUUACGUUGAAUUUUUGAGUGGCGUAUUAAACCGUAAAAUCAUCCAACACUUUGAGAAUAAUACGUUUGACGGCCGACAUGUAGAAUCAAUUUGCGGUCUUGACGUUUCAUUAAAGACAGAAUUAUCCAGUGAUCGAGAACUGCACAUGUACUGGAUGAAGUCAUCAAAUCAACUCACUUAUCAGAUAGUCCCUUUGUUUCCAUGUAAUCCGAAAAGCAAUGGAAAGGACUUAUGCGGAGAUGUAUACAAAUUAUUGAUGGGACAGGUGACCUUUGAGUCCGGAAGCUGUUUACAAGUGAUAGAUGCACACGGGAUAAAUGUAUUUGAGGAGCUGAAAGAACAUGCCAUUUUAAAACCUACAACGGUUGCCAAGCGGGUCAUAAAUACCAUAACAAUCCCUGGGUAUAUUGGCUAUGAAAGGACCGACGGGGAAACCACGUGUCUUUACGAACAUACUAGUCGUCUACUGUUUGGGAAUACAGAGAAGAAAUUUAUCUUGCGGUUGGCUGCAAUAAGAUACGCUCUACAAAAUUAUUCAAAAUAUGUUAAACAGGUUUGUAAAAAGCAUAUUCAUGUGUUACUGGUACUAUCCUCUGACAGGAAUGAUCCCAAAUGCUUGAGGCUGCUGACUUUUGCCUGGUUUCUGCCGUUCAUGGUGGUGUUUGCACCUGUGUUAGUCAUGCUGUUCAUCACGAUCUUCGACAUCUUCAGUGCUGGCAUCCAUCACUUCUCUUCAGUAGAGUAUGUUGAUGAGGUAUUGGGGUAA